UUUUGGGUUAAGUUUUUAUUAUUAUGCAUUAGGAUUAUAAAUGUAUGAAACAGAAAAAUGUACGGCGAAAACGGAUAUACACUUAUAAAAGAAUUAGCUCGAAGUGAAGAUAAUUUACCUCCAUAUAAUGCAGAAUUAGUAACUCAUAUCUCUCGUGAAAUUAAAAAAAUAUAUGACGAAAAUCAAAUAGAUGCUCAACAAUCGAUAAACGAGAAUAUAGAGGCAUCAAUAUUAAACACAAUAAGAGUUCGUAAUGCAGUCACAAAAAGAAAUGUUAGAUGUUUAAUGGCUUAUCAUUUUAACAGACUAAAAUGUCUUAGAACUAUGAGGUGGGAGUUCGGAAGCAUUCUACCAGCUGAUAUCAAAUCCAAUCUUAGCACAGCAGAGAUAGAGUGGUUUUCAAAAUAUUCAAGACUUUUGGCUAAUUAUAUGAGAUCUAUAGGAGAGGAUGGGGUAAAUUUAUCAAUAGAUUUAAAGCCUCCCAAAGCUCUAUACAUUGAAGUACAAUGUUUGGUAGAUUACGGAAAGUUUGACCUCAAUGAUGGAACUACUUUGUUAUUAAAAAAAGACAGCCGACAUUAUUUACCCAGAAAUGAAUGUGAGGAGUUAAUUAGACAAGGUGUUUUUAAACAUAUAAUAUAA
Psylliodes chrysocephalus is the source of this 642-nucleotide messenger RNA. The record is from the annotation of a GenBank genome assembly. NCBI's taxonomy places the organism in Eukaryota, Metazoa, Arthropoda, Insecta, Coleoptera, Chrysomelidae.